AAGGCUCAAGCCUUGCAAGGUUUGCAGAAGUGAAAAGUAUUGUAAUGGGUGGUUUUUUUCCAAAUUCAACAUUCUUCUGCAACUUCUUGCUAUUUAGUCAGUGCUUAUGAAGGUUUUGGUUGUUUCUCCUCUUUCCUCCUCAUAGUCCAGGCUCUUUGCUUGGCUCCCUGCUCCCCUGAUUCGCUGUGGUCUUACCUGGCUAAGGUAGAUUAAUUAAUCUGCGGGUUUUUGAUUAUACAGCUCUCCUAUUUCUGCUCUGUGAAAGCAGCAGGAAAGACUGAAGAGCAAAGCAGGAGGGUAGAAAACAUAUUCUAUUUUUAGGACAAGAUUGGCUUAUCUUGUAUUUAUCCUAGCUAGGGCGAUAAUGUUUCCAGAGACCUCAUAUAAUAAAGGCUGCAUAAGGGCUGAGUUAAUUUUAGCUGCCUGGCAGUCAACAAGCAUGGAGCCUGCACAAGAACCAGAGGAGCUGGGACCUCGGACAGAAAUGAUCGCAGACACAAUUCUUGAGGUUGGAGAGAGACUCUUUCAGGUCAGCCGUAGGGCACUUUCCGUACACAGUCGUUAUUUUGAAGCCAUGUUUUUUGGGGGGGCAAGAGAGAGCUCUGAACACCACAUAGUGAUCAGAGGGAUUGAUGCAGUGCCUUUUCAGACGCUGCUUGAGUUCACCCGCACGGCCCGAGUGCUUAUAGGGCAAGAAAACGUGACCAGCUUACUGGAAACAGCUGACUUUUUUCAGUUUGACAGGGUGAAACUGUUGUGUGAGAAAUUUCUGGAGCGAGAGCUGCACGUUUCCAACUGCCUGGGCCUGAUGACCUACUCACAGCAAUUUGCCUUUAUAGAGCUGUAUGAGUCUGCUAUGAAUGUGGCUCUCACUCACUGGGGGGAUGUGAUGUGCCAGGAAGAAUUUAAGGCACUACCCAAAGAAAUGCUGGUGCAGCUCCUCAAAAGUGAUGACCUCUUCGUUCCACGAGAAGACGUGGUUUUUGACAGUGUUAUGAGGUGGAUAAUGGAGGACCCAGCAACGAGAGAGGAAGACUUUCUGGAUUUGGUGGGCGAAGUCAGGGUCACUUUUCUGAGUUUGUCCUUCCUCGAUAUCUUGGUGAAACGCAGCAAGCGCCCUGGAGAGACAGAUACCUUUUCCAGAUUAAUAAAGAAGUUAGACAGCUGUCCUCCACCCAGCUGGCAAAAUACGGAGCUGUGUCCUUAUGCUGGUCGGAGCUAUGACACCUUGUAUGUCCUGGGAGGAAAGCAUGACAAGGAACAGCAAGAAUUAUUUCUCUUUCAACCUAAAACAGGGACCUGGCAGGCUUGUUCUCCACUGCAGCGCAGGAACCUCACCCAAUAUGCAGUGGCAGCAGUAGGGAGCUUCCUUUUUGUGACAGGCGGAUAUUUCCGGGAUGAGUUUGUGUGGUAUAGUGUGGAUUGGGUGCUGGUCUACAAUUGCUUGGACAAUAGCUGGCUAGAAGGGCCUGCCAUGAAGAAGUCCCGCAAUAGCCAUUGUGCGGUAGGAGCAGGGCUCUACCUGUAUGUGCUUGGAGGGAGCACAGAUGAAGGGAUAAUCCCAGCAGUGGAGCGCAUGGCUUUGACGGAGUCGGAGUGGGAAAGCAUGAGUCCUAUGGCUCAACCUGUGGAGAGAGGAGAUGCGGUCAGCAUGGGAACCAAGAUCUACGUGGUCUGUGGCCUGGAUGAAAAUGGACAUGUAUAUGAUGGAGUGCAAAGGCUGAACACAGAGACGGACAGCUGGGAUGUCAUCUCAUUCUCCCCGCUUCCAAGGUAUGACCUCUGCAUCACAUCACUGAACGGAGCUCUGUACACCAUAGGAGGGGGAGCUUUUCGAUUUGAUGUGGAAACAGAUGAAUGGACCCAGGUGGAUGAGGAAUGCUUGACCCAGAAGUUCUUCAUGGGAUGCAGCACUGUGAACGGACAAAUUUAUCUCCUUGGACAGAGGAAGGGGAACAGUGCCCUCCCCGUUGUAGUGCUCUUUGAUCCCUACAUUGAUAUGUGCCAGGUCAUAGAUAACAAACUCCCUUGCCCCCUUCCUAUUCAUGGGUGUGUGUCUGUGCGGAGAUUUGAUACGUGGGCAUGAGUGAUGCCAGAUCCAACAUAACCAAAAAGAAAUUCAUGUGCUUUACAGCUGAUGGGAGUUAGAUUGCGUCAAGUUUGGUCUGUGAAAUUUUUUAAUUUUAAGAAUAGAUCUGGUCGUUGAGAGCUUUGUCUUUUUUCCUACCUGGCAAAUGAAGUUGUGGCAAAAGGUAGUGAAACCUCUGUGUCUGUGCCAAGGUUGCAGGUGGUUUUUGGUGGUCAGCAUUGUUAUGGUACA
Molecule: messenger RNA, 2320 nt
Organism: Egretta garzetta (little egret)
Lineage: Eukaryota; Metazoa; Chordata; Aves; Pelecaniformes; Ardeidae
Product: kelch-like protein 24
Exons: 3
Coding region: 365-2086 (573 amino acids)
Molecular function (GO): protein binding
Source: RefSeq, a predicted model, not a curated record